CAAGUAAACUUAGGCUUGAGUAGGCAGACAUGGCGCACCUGUUAAAAAUAAAACGUGAAUUUGAACAGUUUCAAAGGGAAUACUACUAUAGAAACAGACAAGCUGAGGAGAACAGGCAGAACGAGAAUCAGGCCGCCAUCCGGAUCCAGAGCUGGUUCAGAGGCUGUAAGGUGCGGGUUUACCUCAGCCAUCUGCACAAGAAGGCAAUAAUUAUACAGAAGAUAUGGCGGGGCUUCACAGCAAGGGCACGUGUCAGACAAAUGGUGAAGGCGGCAUAUUUUAUCAUGAAGAUGAAUUUCUACGAGGAGAUGGCGGUCAGGAUCCAGCGGAGAUGGAGAGGAUUCUUUGUGAGGAAAUUUAUCCAUAACUUCUAUGCACGAAAAAACUAUAUGGAAGGACUUGCAGUGAAAAAUGAACUAGUCAGGAGGAAGCUGGAUCAGCUGGAGGAUCUCCAGAAAAGAGAGCGAGACUGUCUGGAGAUGGUGAAAGAGCACACAGCCAAAGUCUAUCAAGCUCAUCGGUUACAUCACCUCCUCAGCACACAGCAGUGCCCAGGGGUCUUCAACUCUCCAUUCAGGCCAGCCCCCCAUGAGAUGGAGCUGCUGCUGAGGCAGGUCAAGUACCAGAUCCCCACCAGGCUGGCCUCAAGGGGCAAGGCUUGUCUCUUGGGCAUCCCAAGCUCAAAGCCCAGUUUCCCUGGGACUCUUGGAUCCCCAUUGAUCAAAACCUCUAGAACCUGCGGCUCCAGGCCGAUACUUCCUCCCAUUGCCAACAAGAAACAGCAGGGUCUUUUCAGAAAACCAGGAGAAGCUUGGGAGCAAUGCUUGCAUUGUCCUGAUCUGAUGACGUGUCUGCAGACCUCUUACAUGCACCUAGAAGAGGCCCAGAAUCAGCUACAUCAACACAAGCUCGUGAGAUUCCCCAGUGUCACAACUUGUCGGCGUCAGAUUGCGGAGGGCUUCUGUUUGUUACAAGGACAGGCUUGUCCCCGCCUCCAGGCGUUGGCAUUAUGAUGAUUGUCAUGGCGAUGGAGUGUGAGUGACAGGCGGGAUCACAUGUGCUAGCCGGGGAGCAGGAAGCCCAAACCGCCCAACUCCCUGACAUUAGUUUGUCCUUCAUCAAAACUUUACAUUCGUUUGUAACUACUCACUCUCUGUGUUGCAAAAUCUUUCUUGUUUACAUCUUUUUUACCAUCUGUCUCUCUCAUGUGCUGAUCUUUUU
Messenger RNA from Archocentrus centrarchus (flier cichlid), 1221 nucleotides. It is a transcript of the gene spata17, whose product is annotated as spermatogenesis associated 17. The record is from RefSeq and is a predicted model, not a curated record. Lineage: Eukaryota; Metazoa; Chordata; Actinopteri; Cichliformes; Cichlidae. Gene Ontology annotation, molecular function: protein binding.